AUGGCAGCCAAUAUCGAUCCUAAUUCUGCUGUUUACGCUACUGAUGAAUAUGGCAGACCCUUCAUCAUUGUGAGAGAAGGUCAACAAAAGUCAAGAUUGAGUGGUCUCGCUGCUAUUCGUUCUCAUAUCCUCGCUGCAAAGACUGUAUCCAACAUUAUCAAAACCUCUCUUGGCCCUCGCGGUCUUGAUAAAAUCUUGAUUUCCCCUGAUGGUGAUAUUACUGUCACCAACGACGGUGCUACCAUCCUCGAUCAAAUGGCUGUUGAACACCAAAUCGCCAAAUUGCUCGUUCAAUUAUCCCAAAGUCAAGAUCAAGAAAUUGGUGAUGGUACUACAGGUGUUGUUGUGCUUGCCGGUGCCUUGUUGGAACAAUGUGAGCAGCUCUUGGAUCGUGGUAUCCAUCCUAUUCGUAUUGCCGAUGGUUUCGAACGCGCCUGUGCUGUUGCCGUCAAGCAUUUGGAUGAAAUUUCAGAUACCAUUGAAUUCAGCAAAGACAACGUCUCCAAUUUGAAGAAGACUGCCAUGACCAGUCUUGGCAGUAAAAUCGUUUCUAAAUUCCACGAACAAUAUGCUGAUAUCGCUGUCAAUGCAGUUUUGUCAGUUGCUGAUUUGGAGCGUAAAGAUGUUGAUUUCGAGUUGAUCAAGGUGGACGGUAAAGUGGGUGGCUCUUUGGAAGAUACCAUUUUGGUGAAGGGUGUUGUCAUUGAUAAGGACAUGUCCCAUCCCCAAAUGCCUCGUGAAGUACACGAUGCCAAGAUUGCCAUUUUGACCUGUGCAUUCGAACCACCAAGACCCAAGACCAAGCACAAGCUCGACAUUACAUCUGUCGAAGAAUACGAAAAGUUGAAGGCCUACGAAAAGGAAAAGUUCAGUUUGAUGAUUGAUCAAGUAAAGAACUCUGGCGCCAACUUGGUUAUCUGUCAAUGGGGUUUCGAUGACGAGGCAAAUCACUUAUUGUUACAAAACAAGUUACCUGCUGUGAGAUGGGUUGGUGGCCCUGAAAUUGAGUUGAUUGCUAUUGCUACCAACGGUCGUAUCGUCCCUCGUUUUGAAGAUUUAUCUGCUGACAAGUUGGGUAAGGCUGGUGUUGUCCGUGAAUUGAGCUUCGGCACCACCAAAGACCGCAUGUUGGUCAUUGAAGAAUGCGCUAAUAGUCGCGCUGUCACUGUAUUCGUCCGUGGUGGUAACAAGAUGAUUAUUGACGAAGCCAAGCGAUCUCUCCAUGAUGCCAUGUGUGCUGUCCGCAACUUGGUUCGUGAUAACCGUGUUGUCUAUGGUGGCGGUGCUGCUGAAAUCAGUUGUUCUCUUGCUGUUGCAAAGGUUGCUGACGAGAUUUCCACAAUUGAGCAGUAUGCUAUGCGCGCAUUUGCUGACGCAUUAGAUGCCACACCUCUUGCACUCUCAGAAAACUCUGGUCUCUCUCCUAUUGAAACUUUGGCUCAAGUCAAGGCAGAACAGGCAACUACUGGCAAUUCCAAACUCGGUAUUGAUUGUCUCAAUAAGGGUUCUAAUGACAUGAAAGAUCAACAUGUAUAUGAUCCUUUGAUUUCGAAGCGUCAACAAUACUUGUUGGCCACUCAAUUAGUCAAGAUGAUUUUGAAGAUUGACGAUGUGAUUACUACUUAUGAACAAUAA
This is a messenger RNA of Mucor velutinosus, 1635 nucleotides long. RefSeq names its product SET domain-containing protein. Gene Ontology annotation, cellular component: chaperonin-containing T-complex. The record is from RefSeq and is a predicted model, not a curated record. The transcript has 5 exons. Lineage: Eukaryota; Fungi; Mucoromycota; Mucoromycetes; Mucorales; Mucoraceae. Gene Ontology annotation, biological process: protein folding. The coding region runs from base 1 to 1635 and encodes 544 amino acids. Gene Ontology annotation, molecular function: ATP binding; ATP-dependent protein folding chaperone; ATP hydrolysis activity.